Molecule: messenger RNA, 1578 nt
Organism: Theileria annulata
Lineage: Eukaryota; Apicomplexa; Aconoidasida; Piroplasmida; Theileriidae
Product: mitochondrial processing peptidase alpha subunit, putative
Exons: 4
Coding region: 1-1578 (525 amino acids)
Cellular component (GO): mitochondrion
Molecular function (GO): metal ion binding
Source: RefSeq, a predicted model, not a curated record
AUGAGGGGACUUUUAGGAAAUAUUGGUGGUUUAAUUCGUUCCAAUAGAAUUAGACGAUUUACCACCUUGGAUAAAAUACACAAGGACCCUCCAGACUAUAAAAAAGUCCCAUUUUUAAAAGAAGAUCUCGAUUCAGUACUAUCAGAGGUCCCAGAGUUCAAUUUCUAUUAUUUCGGAUCAACCACAGAUAAAGAUUACCCAUAUAAAAAUGUUCCCAUGAAUGAGCCCAUUUAUGUAACAGGCUCCGAGGGAAAGUUUACACCUUUAGAUCACAAAUUUCAGUACGCAAAGCUGGAAAAUGGAUUAAGGAUUGCAACAUUGGAUAAGGGAGGACUAGAUACACAUUUAGCACUGUACGUAAAUGCCGGAUCAGCCCAUGAAAAUGAUCAGAAUCAAGGAGUCACCUCGAUGAUAGAGAAUAUGGCCUUCCAUAGCACUGCACACUUGUCCCACCUUAGAACUAUUAAAACCGUUGAGACUUUGGGAGCAAACGUUAGCUGCAACGCUUUUCGAGAACAUACAGUCUACCAAGCUGAGUUUCUGAGACAAGACCUACCAUUUCUAGUUAACCUUUUAGUUGGAAAUGUAUUGUUUCCACGUUUUCUUACAUGGGAGCUGGCGGCAAAUAAGCAUAGGCUGUCUGAGAAGAGGAACAAAGUUUUGGAGAACCCAGACCAACUAGUUACUGAACAUCUACAUAGCGUGGCAUGGCAUAACAACACUCUUGGCAACUUCAAUUUCUGCUUAGAGCCAAGCGAAGAUAAAUACACCCCCGAACUAAUGAGAGACUUCAUGCUUAACCAUUUUUAUCCCCAAAACUGUGUGCUGGUGUCCGUUAAUUCAGGACUCGAUGAACUUUCAAAAUGGGCCAUGAGAGCUUUCUCCGAAUACAAUCCAAUUCCAAACCCGUCAGGUGAAGUUCCUAAAUUGGAGCCUAAAUACACUGGGGGUGUGAAGUAUGUAGAAGGUAAUACACCUUUUACACACGUGACAGUCGCUUAUCCUGUGAAAGGAUGGGAUAGUAAGCAGGUAGUCGUUACGACUCUUUUGCAGUCGAUUUUGGGUGGUGGAGGAAGUUUUAGCACAGGAGGUCCUGGAAAAGGCCUUACAACUAGCCUUUACAACAAUGUCCUUAACAGGUACGAGUUUGUGGAAAGUUGCAUGGCAUUUAACACAGUCCACUCAACGAGUGGACUUUUCGGCAUUUAUUUAGUGGUUAAUGGAGCCUACGCCUCUGGGAACCUUGACCAAGUUUUCACUCUCGUCAAAGACGAGUUCGAGAGAAUGAAAAGGAUAACCAACCAUGAACUUUCCGGCGGGAAAAACAGCCUUAAAUCAUUCCUUCACAUGAGCAUGGAACACAAAGCGGUGUUGUGCGAGGACGUUGGUAGGCAGCUUCUUUUUUGUAACAGGGUUCUGGAUGCUUCUGACUUGGAAAACCUAAUUGACGAAGUAACUCUCGAUGACCUAAAAUCUGUUGUAAAUGAACUUAGGGUUAACCUGAAUCCGAGCGUUGUUGUUUAUGGUAAACUCUCCAAGGUCCCUCACCCAGACACUGUCUUGCAGCUUUUGCACUGA